Messenger RNA from Spodoptera litura, 1842 nucleotides. RefSeq lists its product as uncharacterized. NCBI's taxonomy places the organism in Eukaryota, Metazoa, Arthropoda, Insecta, Lepidoptera, Noctuidae. The record is from RefSeq and is a predicted model, not a curated record.
UAUUCUGAAUAUGUUUUUUUUAUGUAGGACUUCGUGUUUGUAUUAAGGGACUGAUUUGAUUUUAAAUCUGUCUCUAAUGUACUAAGAGGUUGUUUAGUCGUAAGUUAAAACUCUAUUAUUACUAUAGAUAAGAGUUAUAUUAUUUGUAUUUUAUCGACACACUACAACGAUCACACUAUCCUUUUACGAGAAUAGGCGUCAACAAUCAGCAGUACAGUAACAGUCUCACAUUAUUACUAGUAGGGAAGCCAAUAUAUUCUCUCCAAACUAGACUUUUUCUUUAUAUCUUUUGUUUCAUAUUUUUAUACAUACACAAGUAGAUUUGUAUGCAAAUAUUUGGAUACGAUCCAGACAUCAUUGUUUACGCUAGUGUUAUUUAGGCUAAGCAGACGCGAAAAUCUCUUGUUACCGAGAUCUCUUCGUUAUUUAUAGUUUCCAAUGAUAUGUUUUUUCCAGGAAGGUCGGCGGUGGAUCUGUGAAGUCAGUGAUAAAUAAAGCCCCCGUUCGAAAUGCUCAAUAGGCCCUCUAAGGCCAUAUUAUUUUGCGCCAGCUUCACUGAACCAUGAUACGAUCCCAACGGUUGUAAUUUCACGUCUGGGAUGUUCCUCUUCUCUUUUUGUUUGUAAUGUAAAUUUUCCUCAUUCUGUUGAGAACUCUCGGAAUCUCUCCUUUUGUAUCGAUACAAUGUCAGAUAACAAGAGAUUUAAUAAAGACGACUGUUUGCCGCUUAUAACCGUGUAGAAUUUCAAUUCGUCUGUUUUACGCCGAAUUAGAUAACACACACUGAGAUUUGAGGAUAAUAUUUGUUUUUGUGAUUAAAGAAACGUUUCUUUUGUGUUAGGAUCGACUCUCAUACUUCCAAUCAACGUUUGUUAGGUCAAGUGUAGCUGUGAGACAAAAUUGAUUAACUGUGAAACUGGUUGGAAAAGUGAUCGGAAAUUACUCGCCCGCUCUUGUAUCGUUAAAUGAAGACUGCUUAUAAAUUUGAAUACAGCAAAAGGGCUUUAUAAUAAAUAUGCUCUUCUUGAUAAUCACAGCAUUUAUUAAUAUAAUUUUCUUGAUAAAGUUUGUGGGAACUGAGGAAGAUACGACAGCAUUAUUUGAAAGAUUUAAAAUUCAUUUUCAUAGAGUGUAUAACAGUCCUGAAAGUGAAGAAGAAGCGUAUAAUAACUUCGUUAAAAAUUUGCAAAAAGCAAAUGAUUUAAACAAAAGGCAUCCAGGGGAUGUCAUAGCCUAUCAGUUGAAUCGAUACGCAGAUAUAGGUACUGAUACAAUAGAAGAUCGUUAUGCUUUGGAUAUAGUUCCAUAUGAUCAUAUAGUAAAAGAAGAACCUCGCCAAGUACAGUUACCACAUAAGUUAAUAAAAGAUAUCAAGCUUUAUGACUUAAACGAUGUGGAUGAAUUGUAUGAUAAAUACCUUCAGAAAUGGAAUAAACCAAAUUUAACGAGAAUUUCUGACCGUAUGGCUCAUUAUUAUAGAUUUGUUAAGACUGUGGUAGAAGUAAAUAAACAGAGGUUUGCCGGAGAAGACGUGACGCUUGGACCAAAUGCUGAUGUACUUAAAGAACCUAACGAAUAUUUCUAUGGAUAGAUUUCUAAUAAAUUAUGUUUUUUAACGUCAAAUAAUUGGUUGCAAAGUUGCAUAGACUCAUUAUCAUCAUCACUAACGGAAGAUAUUCACUAUGCCAACUGGCAUCUCAUUUAUUCCUCUACGUCAGACGACAGUUUGCCACCUGUAUCCUCUAUCUCUCGCGAUUGCAUUAUGAUAAUAGCUGAUUAAUUAAUGGUUAAUUAGUUGAAAUAAUAAUAAAAUACUUAUGUGUCUCUUAGCUUUGAGAAUCA